Messenger RNA from Xylaria bambusicola, 1411 nucleotides. RefSeq lists its product as uncharacterized. The coding region runs from base 289 to 1290 and encodes 333 amino acids. Lineage: Eukaryota; Fungi; Ascomycota; Sordariomycetes; Xylariales; Xylariaceae. The transcript is spliced from 3 exons. The record is from RefSeq and is a predicted model, not a curated record.
ACAUACCGCACGCCGACGGCCACAAGGUCGCUCUGCUGCUGUCUCUGUCGAAUAGGAUCUUCUCCACGUAGGUGUCGGCCCAGACGGUCAGGUUGCCGCCCAACCUAGCCAUGGGCAUGAGUGUCAAGAGUAGUACAUGUAAUCCCGUUGAUUGAGUAAGUAUAAGGUUAAGUUACAGUACGCCAUACGGCAGGAUGAAGGGUUCUUUAUACAUUCCAGCAUGCGGAUCGUCAAGUAUCACCGCCUUCCACUUCUGACAAUGAGCUCCAUCUCGUAGUGAUAGAUAAGAUGCACAAACGAGAUCAACAUCUCCAGCUCGGCGAUCCACCGCCCGCGGCAGUCGCUUUCUCAACCGUGGCUAGAUCUGCCAUCAUCUCCAGCCAACCUGGAUUACACCAGAAUGAGGAGAGUAUUACGAAGUACGCACCCAGUAUGAUGGGAACGUCCUCGUCAUUGCGAGUGCCCGAUCAUCCACUGCUGAAUGGUGCGGAAAGCACGCUGGAAUGCCCUUACUGCCACAUGGCUCUAUACGUGGAGGAGAUGAAGCAUCGGGAAAACUGGAAACGCCAUGUGUUUCGCGACUUAAGACCUUACGUAUGCACUUUUUCCGAUUGUACUGAUCCAGAGCGACUUUUCACCACACGGCGCGACUGGAAAUAUCAUGAGAUGCAAUUGCACCGCCGAGGAUGGAUUUGUCGGCAAUGCAGUUGCCAUUAUGAGCUAAAAUCGGAAAUGGUUCACCGCAUUCGACAUAUACACAAUCCCAACAUAGAGAACCAUGUACUUGCUACGCUUUUGGACGUAAGCGAGCGGCCAAGCGAUGAGAGCAGUCAAGGCAGAUGCCCAUUUUGUUAUGUCACUAAGAGUACGAAGAGUUUAUUAGAUCAUAUGGCAGAGCAUAUGGAAGAGUUGGCACUGUUUUCACUGCCUCAGAGCAUGGUCGAGGAAGUUGAAGAGGAAAUACCUGGCACCCAUUUCGCGUCACAGAUGCAAGGAGACUUGCCUGAUACUAAAGUCCUACAUGAAUUUUCUAACGAACCCACAGGUGCGCGAGGGGAAUCUUUUGCAACAGUGAAAGGUAAAAUAAUGGGGAUUAGCCUUACCUUGGCUGAGGAGAGAGUUGGCGAGGAACAAGUCAAGAAGGGAAAGGUGCGCGGAUCAACACAAUUGACAGUGUAUUUUUGUUGCUAUUGCGGGAACGGCCCUUGGAACCUCACCGUUACUUUAGAAUGCGGGCUGUGCGCACAUAGUUUGUGUGAACAUUGUAGGGCCGAGACGAUUACCCUAUAGUUUCGAGAAUUUGACCGCUUGGCGGGCCCCUUUUUUACAUAGCCACACCUUCUAAAGCCUACUUAGGUAGGUAUGCAUCUCCAUAGGUCAUCAAUUUCAUCACUUUUAUUUAAGCAGCUGC